AUGUCCUUAUGGGUAGAUAAGUACCGUCCAAAGUCUUUAAAAACAUUAUCACAUAGCAGCGAUUUGACAGAGCUGCUAACUUCGUUGUCAGAGCAUCCUCGUGAUUUACCUCAUCUCUUACUGUAUGGUCCAAAUGGUAGUGGUAAGAAAACUAGAUGUAUGGCUUUAUUAGAGUCCAUCUUUGGUCCAGGUGUCUAUAGACUGAAAAUUGAUAUUAGACAGUUUGUGACUGCCUCUAAUAGGAAGUUGGAAUUGAAUGUCGUUAGUUCACCUUACCAUAUAGAGAUUACUCCAAGUGAUAUGGGUAAUAAUGAUAGAAUUGUCAUCCAAGAACUGUUGAAAGAGAUUGCACAGAUGGAACAGGUUGAUUUCGAAAAUUCCAAGGAAGGUUUAGCACAUAGAUACAAGUGUGUAAUUAUCAAUGAGGCAAACUCAUUGAGUAGAGAUGCUCAGGCAGCAUUAAGACGUACGAUGGAAAAAUAUUCGAAAAAUAUCAGAUUGAUCAUGUUAUGUGACUCAAUGUCUUCCAUCAUCGCUCCAAUCAAGUCGCGUUGCUUACUUAUACGUUGUCCUGCACCUGCUAACGACGAACUUGUCAGUAUUUUGAGCAGGAUUGUUACUGAAGAGAAUGUUCAAUUGGAAUCUGGCGUAAUCUUGAAUAAUAUUGCAAAAGAAGCAAAUGGAAACCUUAGGGUAGCUACAUUGAUGCUUGAAUCUAUGGCAUUGAGUAACGAAAUGCAGUUGAAAACGAGUACAACAAUAAUCAAGCCAGAUUGGAUUGUUGUUGUCACAAGUAUGGCCAAUAAAAUUCAGAGGGAAAGAACUGUCGGUUGUCUAGUUGAAUGUCGUGCAGUAUUAUACGAUUUACUUUCUCAUUGCAUUCCAGCUAAAACAAUUUUGCAGGAGUUGACAUUUGCGUUAGUAAAUAGUCCCAUACCAGGCAUCAUAACCCAAAACAAGAUGAUCAAAAUUAUUGAUUUGGCAAGCACAUUCGAUGAAAGAUUGUCCCUGGGAAAUAAAGCAAUCUUCCACUUGGAAGGAUUCAUAGCCAAAUGUAUGGUUGCUAUCGACAGUGAUAUAUAG
Messenger RNA from Kazachstania africana CBS 2517, 1083 nucleotides. It is a transcript of the gene RFC5, whose product is annotated as replication factor C subunit 5. The record is from RefSeq and is a predicted model, not a curated record. Gene Ontology annotation, molecular function: DNA clamp loader activity; ATP hydrolysis activity; DNA binding. Gene Ontology annotation, biological process: DNA repair; DNA-templated DNA replication. Bases 1 to 1083 code for a protein of 360 amino acids. Lineage: Eukaryota; Fungi; Ascomycota; Saccharomycetes; Saccharomycetales; Saccharomycetaceae. Gene Ontology annotation, cellular component: Elg1 RFC-like complex; DNA replication factor C complex; Ctf18 RFC-like complex. The transcript has a single exon.